AGACACGGGCGGAAUCUGCCUCUGAGAAAAGAGUGUCAUGAAAUAGGAAAGAAAAGAGAUGUCAUUGUUGGUGAAAGGGAGCCCUUCUUUCCCAUUCGUUGGUUCCGUCAUGAUGAGAAGAGGAGAAAUACCUAGAUGGCUGAAGAGAUUUGCCUUUGACAAUUGUACAGAUGAAGCUGAUGAAAGAAUACAUGAAAUUGCUUUCUCUGGGUCCUAAUAGACUGCCGAGUAAGUAAGCCUGGAAAAAGGACAUUUUGAAAUGGGAGUUGGAGUUUUUUGGUAAAUCAUGUAGGACUUUGAAUACGUGUUGAGGAUGUUUUUCUCCCAAAAAUGGAAGAAGAAAAAGUUCUCAAAGCCGAAAAUGCCAAAAAAUUGCAAGGAACAGCUAUUGCGUCUGCUCCAAGAAUUUUAGCACUUCACCAACAUGGAUUAGGGAAACAAAUACAAGUAUAUCUUACCUGUGGGAAGGGUUGCAUCACAAGAGAUGCUUUCUUGUGCUAGAAAUGACUCUUAACUUAGUUUGAGAGUGCUUUUUUCCUUCUUUUAUUUUUUAACCCUGUGUUUUGGCUUUUUAUGUUAGACUAGAGAUUUAUGUAAACGAAGUAAUGGCUGAAUUCAUAGGAUGUUUGCUUAUUGCACUAGUCUUCUGUGUGUUACAGUGAAAAAAUGGAGAUUUCAACAUUCUUUGAAGUUUUAUUGAAAGCAACACUGUGUCAAGGACACAAAUAUUCUGUAUAAAUUUUCUCUUUUUUGGCAACUGUGCGUUUAAUGAGCUGUAUGUCAGGUUGACUUCACGGCGUAGAUGAUUUACAAUUUUUGGUUUUUUUAAGGCCUUAAGUGCAUGCUUUGUAUUAACCAGAUGGAAAACACGCUAAGCACUGUGUUUGACAUGUAUGCCUAAGGAAAAGAACUCCCUGAUGGAUCAUGGCGUUAAUGUUUACAGGACAUUUCUUAUUUUUAGCAUUAGUGAUGUUUGGUUUCUCUACUUUUGAGGAAUCUGUGAGCAAUUACUCUGAAUGGGCAGUUUUUACAGAUGAAAUAGAACAGUUUAAGACACAAAAAGUGCAAGAUUUCAGACCCAUCCAAAAGCCGAAAAAAAGUAUGCUUCAUCCAAGUUUAUAUUUUGAUGCUGGAGAAAUUCAAGCACUGCGACAGAAGUCUCACACAAGCCAUUUGCAUCUUUUUAGAGCUAUCAGAAGUGCAGUGACAGUUAUGCUGUCUAAUCCAACAUACUACCUACCUCCACCCAAGCAUGCUGAUUUUGCUGCCAAGUGGAAUGAAAUUUAUGGCAACAAUCUGCCUCCUUUAGCAUUGUACUGUUUAUUAUGCCCAGAAGACAAAGUUGCCUUUGAAUUUGUCUUGGAAUAUAUGGACAGGAUGGUUGGCUACAAGAACUGGCUGGUUGAAAAUGCACCAGGGGAUGAGGUUCCAAUUGGUCAUUCCUUAACCGGUUUUGCCACUGCCUUUGACUUUUUAUAUAACUUACUAGAUAAUCAUCGAAGACAAAAAUAUCUGGAAAAAAUAUGGGUUAUUACUGAGGAAAUGUAUGAGUAUUCUAAGGUCCGUUCUUGGGGCAAACAACUUCUCCAUAACCACCAAGCUACUAAUAUGAUAGCAUUACUCACUGGGGCCUUGGUGACUGGGACAGAUAAAGGAUACCAGGCAAAUAUGUGGAAACAGAUUGUAGUAGAGGUAAUGGAAAAGACAAUGUUUCUGUUGAAUCAUGUUGUUGAUGGUUCUUUGGACGAAGGUGUGGCCUAUGGAAGCUACACGUCUAAAUCAGUCACACAAUAUGUUUUUCUGGCCCAGCGCCAUUUUAACAUCAACAACCUAGGUAACAACUGGUUAAAAAUGCACUUUUGGUUCUAUUAUGCCACGCUUUUACCAGGCUUCCAAAGAACUGUAGGAAUAGCAGAUUCCAAUUAUAAUUGGUUUUAUGGUCCAGAAAGCCAGUUAGUUUUCUUGGAUAAAUUCAUCUUAAAGAAUGGGGCUGGAAACUGGUUGGCCCAGCAAAUUCGAAAGCACCGACCUAAAGAUGGACCGAUGGUUCCUUCCACUGCCCAAAGAUGGAGUACUCUUCAUACUGAAUACAUUUGGUAUGAUCCCCAGCUAACCCCACAGCCUCCUGCUGAAUAUGGUACUGCAAAAAUGCACACAUUCCCCAACUGGGGUGUUGUUACUUAUGGGGCUGGGUUGCCAAAUACACAGACCAAUACCUUUGUGUCUUUUAAAUCUGGAAAGCUGGGAGGGCGAGCUGUGUAUGACAUAGUUCACUAUCAACCGUACUCCUGGAUUGAUGGCUGGAGAAGCUUUAACCCAGGACACGAACAUCCAGAUCAGAACUCAUUUACUUUUGCCCCAAAUGGGCAAGUCUUUGUUUCUGAAGCUCUCUAUGGACCCAAGUUGAGUCAUCUCAACAAUGUGUUAGUGUUUGCUCCAUCACCCUCAAGCCAGUGUAACAAACCUUGGGAAGGCCAGCUAGGCGAGUGUGCACAGUGGCUUCGGUGGACUGGUGAAGAGGUUGGUGACACAGCUGGGGAAAUCAUCACAGCCUCUCAGCACGGGGAAAUGAUGUUUGUGAGUGGAGAAGCGGUGUCAGCUUACUCUUCAGCAAUGAAACUGAAAAGUGUCUAUCGUGCUUUGCUUCUCUUAAAUUCUCAAACUUUGCUGGUUGUUGAUCACAUUGAGAAGCACGAGAAUUCCCCGAUAAAUUCUGUCAGUGCCUUCUUUCAUAACCUGGAUAUUGAUUUUAAAUAUAUAUCAUAUAGGUUUAUGAACAGGUAUAAUGGCGCUAUGAUGGAUGUGUGGGAUGCACACUACAAAAUGUUUUGGUUUGAUCACCGUGGCAAUAGUCCCAUAGCUAGUAUCCAGGAAGCAGAACAAGCUGCUGAAUUUAAGAAACGGUGGACUCAGUUUGUUAACGUUACAUUUCCAAUGGAAUCCACAAUCAUGAGGAUUGCAUAUAUUUUUUAUGGGCCAUAUGUCAAUGUUUCCAGCUGCAAGUUUAUGGACAAUUCCAAAUCUGGACUUCAGAUUUCUCUCAAUGUCAAUCAUACUGAACAUGUUGUUUCCAUUGUCACUGACUACCAUAAUUUGAAGACGAGGUUCAAUUACCUGGGAUUUGGUGGCUAUGCUACUGUGACUGAUCAGGUCCAAAUCACUCGAUUUGGAUUGGGCACACAAGCAAUAUUAAUGCCCAUAAGACAUGAUAGAGUUAUUUUCCCCUUUGGAUUUAAAUUUAAUAUAGCAUUUGGAUUCAUUUUGUGCAUUAGUCUUGUGAUUUUAGCUUUUCAGUGGCAGUUUUACAUUUCUUUUAGAAAGCUGAUGCGGUGGAUACUAAUACUUGUUAUUGCCUUGUGGUUUAUUGAACUGCUGGAUGUGUGGAGUACUUGCACUCAGCCCAUCUGUGCAAAGUGGACAAGGACAGAAGCUAAAGCAAGCAAGAAAGCCGUGUCAUCUGAAGAGCACCAUGCCAGCCUUCCCAAUGUUGUCAUUACCUCACUUCCUGGUUCAGGAGCUGAAAUUCUCAAACAACUUUUUUUCAACAGUAGUGAUUUUCUGUACAUCAGAGUUCCUACAACCUACAUUGACAUUCCCAAAACUGAGUUUGAAAUCGGCUCUUUUGUAGAUGCCUGUGAAUGGAAGGUGUCCGAUAUCCACAGUGAUCGUUUUCGUUUGCUUCGAGGCUGGUUGCAAUCCUUAGCCCAAGACACAAAACUACAUUUGCAAAACAUCCAUCUGCAUGAACCCAGUAGGGGUAAACUGGCCCAAUAUUUCACAACAAAUAAAGAUAAAAAAAGAAAAUUGAAAAGGAGAGAGUCUUUGCAGGAUCAAAGAAGUAAAAUGAAAGGCACCUUUGAUAGAGAUGCUGAAUAUGUUAGGGCUUUGAGGAGACACUUGGUCUAUUACCCAAGUGCACGGCCUGUCCUCAGUUUAAGCAGUGGGAGUUGGACGUUAAAGCUUCCUUUUUUUCAAGAAGUUUUGGGAGCUUCACUGAAGGCAUUGUAUGUCAUAAGGGACCCGCGGGCUUGGGUUUAUUCAGUACUGUACAGUAGCAAACCAAGCCUUUACUCUUUGAAAAAUGUGCCAGAGCACUUAGCUAAACUGUUUGAAAUAGAAGGUGAUAAAGGCAAAUGUAACUUAGAUUUUGGAUAUGCUUUUGAAUAUGAAUCACUGAGGAAAGAAUUCUCAAAACCCCAGGCAAAUGCUGUCUCUCUCUUGUCUCAUCUCUGGCUAGCAAACACAGCAGCGGCCCUGAGAAUAAAUACAGAUUUGCUGCCUACCAGCUACCAGCUGGUCAAGUUUGAAGAUAUUGUGCAUUUUCCUCAGAAAACCACUGAAAGGAUUUUUGCCUUUCUUGGAAUUCCUUUGUCUCUUGCUACUUUAAACCAAAUAUUGUUUGCCACUUCCACGAACCUUUUUUACCUCUCCUAUGAAGGGGAAAUAUCACCAACUAAUAUUAACGUUUGGAAACAAAACUUGCCGACAGAGGAAAUUAAACUGAUUGAAAACAUCUGCUGGACAUUGAUGGAUCGUCUAGGAUAUCCAAAGUUUAUGGACUAAAUGCUGCAGGUCAGCGGAAAUUUGCACUAAUGCUUUCUCACCCAGUUUCUGGAUAUAAAUUAGAAGAGUUUGUUUAUUCUUGUACUCUGUAUGUGUGUGUGUGUGUGUGUUUGUAUGUGUUUUCAGUCUUUUACUUGCACAGAGAGAUUAUUUUAAAAAUGGACACCAUAUUUGGCCUAGCAUGAUUGAUUUUUAUCUUACUACUUUCUUUGCUCUUGUUUUGAAAGGUUUUGUUUUUUCCUGCUACAGAGAUGUAGAUGAAGUUUUGUCAUUUGGGUCAGGGGAGAGGGAAAGAUUUUAGAGUUUUUGUCUAACUCUCCAUCUGUAACUGUGCUGUCUUGGGACCUCAAACACUGCUAAAAGCCUUGCAGUUGCUGCUUUACCCAAGAGUCUUUUGCUUUCAAGGUGGACUCUAAAGAACCCUGUAUUUUUUUUAAAAGAUCUCUUAACACAUUUAUCUUGCACACACAUGCAAGAAAAACAAUUAUUUUACUCUUUAUAAUAAUUGGUACUGUUAUCACUGCAGACAUCUCAAAAGCUCCUCCUCAUAGUUAAUAGGAUUCCUUCUUUGAAACACAUCUGGAAAUAUGGAACAGAUAGACUAUCAAGGUCAGAGAUAGUGACCUUAAAACCUCGUUAUUGUUGUUGUUUUUUUAAUAAGAAAUGUGUCUUGGAACAGUUUGGGUACCAAGGGCUGGUAGGUUAUUGUAGAUGUGCUGUAUGUUUAAAAGUCUCCUCUCUGCCUUCCUGAAGCCACAGCUGUUCAUCAUCAGACCACUCACUCCCUGUCCUUUCUGUCUCUAUCAAGCAAAACACUAAGUAGUUACUUAUUGCCACACUCCUAGUACUUGUGGGGGAUUUUACCCCCCUGGUGAUUAAUUUUUCAUUAAAGCCUGACACAGAUUUAGAAUCAAUUUUCUUUUUGUGGAAUGAUCGCUAUGACUCAAAGCAGUGCCACUGCUGCCAGUUUUUUAGAAGACAGAAGACAGAAUUGGACAACUGCCUGGCUAUCUCCCAUCCUUUUGAAUGAGUUUACAGACAGACUGCCAGUGUCUGGAAAAGUUGUAGGCAAAUGGGAGAUGAUGUCAGAGGCAUCUGUUUCCUUUGCCAUCUGCAUCUUAUUAUAAAUGGAGCUGUCAUAAAAUAUUGUUUGUUUUAUUUUGGUAGGCUAGGAAAUAAAAAUGCUAUACCAUUAUACGCCAGUAGAGUUAAUUACCAUCCAUCGGAUGAAUGAAAACUAUUAGUGUCAAAACUUGAUGAAAAUCUCUGUACAUAUUGUCUUUUUCCUGAUGCUUCAAAAUGUAGUUCCCACAAGCUCUCUUAACACUUGGGAAUCUGCCAUUCUGACCUAGAUAAAAGUGAUCCUUGCUCAGUAUGUUAUUAUGUCAAGAUGUGCCUCCAGAGUGAUGAAGCGGUGAAUGUUACAUUCCAGUGAAACCUAACGUGAUUGUCAUUUUUCAUCCACUAUACUGCGACUUUGGACUGUCCCUGCCCCUAAUAUUUCCUCCACUUCCAUAACUUUGCUUUCCAUCUUAUGUCACAAAGAAUAAAAAUCAUAUUGUAUGGGUUGAGAGGGCACUGAAGACCUGGAUGUAUGCUGUUAUUCUGAAGGAAGAUUGUUCUAGCUGAAUCAAGGUUAUCAAUAAGCAUGCAAAGUUGCUCCAUGGAUGAUAGCACUAUUUCAACUAUGGGUCAGAGUCUCAUUAUUUGCUUUCAGGGCCCAGAAUGUGUCUUGAGCCAUAUCAAACAAAAAAUCAAAACUGGGUGGGCAGUAAAAAGAGGCUUGAUCAAGGUAUGAAUCACAGUUGUGUGCAUAUGAUUAGAAAAAAUCUCCCACUGACUUUAACAGUGUGCAGAAAUUUGCCUGCAAGUUCUGGGUGGAUAUGUGGAGGAAUUAAGAAAGAUGUGGGGAGAAAGGAAACAUUCUAAGAAUGACUAUGGGAAUGAGUAAAAUAUGAUACUGAUAGCAAAAAAGGCAAUUGUACAAUUGGCGUGAUUGAAAUAUGGAAUGCUAUAUAUAUAUUAAGUCCCAACUGAUAAUAAUAAAGAAGUAUAAAUUUUUUUUUUAAAAAAGACACAAGAGGAAAUACCUGCCAAGGUAAACCCAGCUACAUUAGUAAACUGUUGAAGGUGAUUUGAAGUUUAAAAAAAAGAGAAAGUGGUUUCACAGUACAUCUUUUCACUCUCACCUGGCCGAGUUGAACAGCUCUGUUUCUACUUGCCAUGCAACUCCAAGGGACAAUUUCAGAAAUCUCCCUUCCUCCUUGGUUGAUAUUGAAAUAGUAAGCUUGCCAUGGAAGAGGACUGUGCUACUUGAUUCUCCAUGAGGAAUGUUAGUUUGUGAGUGAACAAUGACACAUUCAUUAGCUGUGCAUAUAUGCAUGCCUGGGACCCCACCCCCUUGAUUUAUAAGCUGCAUAAUUUAUAAUUUAGUGUUAUUUUAGUACCUUCCUAUGUUUUCAGGAUGGUCUCCUAGGAGAAAUUCAAAUGCAGAUUUCAUGAAUUUUUUUUCUGAAAAUGGUUCAAAGUGGGAUUAUCAUUGCUAUCUGACACGUAAAAGUAAUGCUUAUAAAAUGACCUGUCUGUACAAUCUCUCUUCACUAGCAAUCCAAGUCUUAGGUCACAUUGAGUUUAAAAGCUUUUGUUAAAGCAAUAGCAUCUAAAUCUUGAGUUGUGAAAGCAUAUGUCAAUUUACUUACUAAAACAAUACAAAUAAAUGUGACUAUGAUGA
Echinops telfairi (small Madagascar hedgehog) is the source of this 7294-nucleotide messenger RNA. It is a transcript of the gene DSEL, whose product is annotated as dermatan sulfate epimerase like. Lineage: Eukaryota; Metazoa; Chordata; Mammalia; Afrosoricida; Tenrecidae. The coding region runs from base 925 to 4563 and encodes 1212 amino acids. The record is from RefSeq and is a predicted model, not a curated record. Gene Ontology annotation, molecular function: chondroitin-glucuronate 5-epimerase activity; sulfotransferase activity. The transcript is spliced from 2 exons.